This is a messenger RNA of Contarinia nasturtii (swede midge), 955 nucleotides long. RefSeq lists its product as uncharacterized. Gene Ontology annotation, cellular component: extracellular region. The record is from RefSeq and is a predicted model, not a curated record. The transcript is spliced from 14 exons. Gene Ontology annotation, molecular function: dibutyl phthalate binding; odorant binding. The coding region runs from base 66 to 917 and encodes 283 amino acids. Gene Ontology annotation, biological process: olfactory behavior; sensory perception of smell. Lineage: Eukaryota; Metazoa; Arthropoda; Insecta; Diptera; Cecidomyiidae.
UUUGUUGAAUACGUGAAAAAUUUGCAUUUAAAACGUGAAAUAUCAAUAAAACUAAAAUAUUCAAAAUGAUAAGAGUACUACUUGCAGUGACUGUAUUAUCAUUCUUAUUUAUUUCGGUCCAUUGUAAUGGCGAUGAACAAAUGAGACAGACCUUGGAUGUGGUGCGUGCGGUUUGCCAACCAAAACACAAAAUAAGCGAUGACGUUGUUUUGGCCGCGCGUGAAGGUAAAUUUCCAGAAGACAAAAAUUUCAAGUGCUAUGCUCAGUGUGUAAUGGAAUUUUUGGGUACGAUGAAAAAAGCCAAAGUUCUUUAUGAGUCUGCAAUACGUCAAUUUGAUGUCCUCCUGCCAGACGACUACAAGGAACCCUAUAAGUAUGCAUUGGAAAAGUGUAAAACUUCGACUGGUGGUACGAAGAAUCCGUGUGAUGCUGCAUAUAAUGUACUUGUUUGCUUCCAUGCUCAUAAUUCCAAAAUAUCAUUUUUAUCGACGAAAAUGUUAAAGUUUCUUCUUCUCGUUGUCACACUUUCAUUAUCGUGCAUUUCAGUGCAUUGUAGUGGUGAGACGCAGAUGAGACAGAGUGCUGAUAUGGUGCGAGCAGUGUGCCAACCAAAACACAAAGUGACCGAUGAUGUUGUUCUGGGGGCUCGUGAAGGAAAAUUUCCGGACGAAAAAAGCUUCAAGUGCUAUGCUCAGUGCGUUAUGGAAAUGAUGGGUAUCAUGAAGAAAAAUAAGGUGACUUAUGAAUCAGCAAUGCGACAAUUUGAUGUCCUAUUGCCAGAAGACUACAAAGAACCUUUUAAGACCGCAUUGGGAAAAUGCAAAGACGCGACUGGUGGCGCGAAAAACCCGUGCGAGGCAUCAUUCAACUUCUUAAAGUGCUUUUAUCAAGCCAACCCAAAAUUUACAUUCGCUUAAAAACAUAUGCUUGUAAUAUUGUUUAAAGUGUUUAUGUU